AUGGGCGGUGCCCUUGCAAUGGUGGUAACUAUAACAGUUUAUGAAGUCAAGACGAUUCCACUUUUAUGUGCAUUAGAAAAUGAUCGUAAAGAUUCAGUGAAUGUAUUUCUGUCAGCAGAAGUCAUAGACAGAGUUGAUAAGGACAACAAGUCUCAACUACAUUAUGCAACUGAGUAUGGUCAUACUGAAUCAGUUGAGACAUUGUUAUCAGCAGGGGCUAAAGUAGACAUAGUUGAUAAGGACAACAAGACUCCACUUCAAUAUGCAGUAGAGAAAGGUGAUAAUAAAUCAGUUGAGGCAUUGCUAUCAGCAGGGGCAAAUGUAGAAGUAGUUGAUAAGGAGGGAGAGAAUGCUCUCAACAUGGUACUUCAGUAUCCAAAAACCAUGCGUCGUUUUGACAACGUAAACAAAAGUUCUGCACUGAAUGUCAUGAAGUUGCUUUUAGAUAAGAAUAUAUCUUUGGACAACGUUGAUCGUCGCGGUAAGACACCAUUACAGUAUAUUGAUUCCAACAUAGGGUCUGCUGGUACGAUAACCAAUUUCUAUAAAGAAGCUAAACUAUUACUACUAAAAGCAAUACAGCAACGAGAAAACAGUGAACUGAUGGCACAGGAAGGGGAUAAAGUUGAUACCACAAAGAUAUAUUUCUGUGGCCAUGGUGGUGUUGGAAAAACAACACUCAAGGAAACACUAAAGAAGGUAAGGUUGUAUACCCUGACAUGA
Molecule: messenger RNA, 723 nt
Organism: Saccoglossus kowalevskii
Lineage: Eukaryota; Metazoa; Hemichordata; Enteropneusta; Harrimaniidae
Product: inversin-B-like
Source: RefSeq, a predicted model, not a curated record